AUGAAGAAAUGGAAUGAGGAGGGGGCGCCAGAAGAAACUCAGGCAAUAUACCGUGAGAACAACCUCAAGAAAACUCUGGAAGAUUUUGCAGAGCAAAUUCGGCGCACCAUGGGUUGUCGUGUAGUAAUGCUUGUUAGUCGUAAGAAAAAAGCUAGUCAGACAUUGUCUGUUAGUCUACACGAAACUACGCCUCAGAAUGCUAAGAAAAAAUUUUCUGUGAGCUCAAGUGGUAUCAAGGAGUGGGCUUCGAAUGGAUUUGAAUCCUUCGGAGAAUGGUCUAAGACUGAAUUUUACCCUUCAGAGGAUUCAGACCAUGCAGCUUCAGACAGUGAGGAUGGACCUGUCUUACCUGAAAUCAUAGUAGACAAUGAUGGAUAUGCAAAACUUCCUCUUCGUGAUGGUAUUGGCCUCAAGGGCCAACAGGAGUUGAUUAGAAGUAUCUUUCAUACUUCAUACAAAGUCUCCACAGGUGGCUCUAGACCUGUACCUUGGGGCGUGAUAACUGCCAGCCCGUCCAAUUAUUUGGCACCUGGUUCAGUUCCCACAGGAUUUGUAGUCAAAGACCCUUCUCAUAUGAAGACAGAGGAAGUAAAUCGUCUAUGGAUGUAUUGGGAACGACCCUCUACUGCAAAUAAGAAGCUUGUUGUGUUUAUCAAGGCUAAGGAUGCUGAUAUGCGGGUCACUGGGAAGUCCAAGACAAAAGUAGUGAGCACCCUAGAUGAAGAAGAUCAAGACCGGCCGGCUUCCUUUGCCUCUCAUUUCACAGAACGUACAACACAUCCGGCCGCUCACACCCAUGAGACCACCCCAGAUGAUGUUGCCAUCAAUGACCGAUACACAUUUUUAGAAACCCUUAGCAAGAGUGAAAACUACUUGGAGCUUGUAGAUGCCACUAGGGACCUGGCAAUAUUAGCCAAUCAGAAGCCAAUUUCAGAGCGACACCAAGAUUUGCCUACCUGGGCUGACUGGUCUUGGAACGGAAUUUAUCUUCCUGAGGACAUUCACACAUCAUAUACGACAUUGAUGGCCAGCUUGAACAAGCUACAAACAUGUCCAAUCUCAGGACCGCCAUCUGCAAUGCCAGUAGUACUAGGAAUUGGGCUCCUCUAUAGGGAGUCUAAGCGCGUGAUAGAGUAUGAGGAGGAUGAGGCUGAUCCCAAUACCCCUUUCUACCUACCUCAUUCUGCUAUUGAUCUACAGUUCUUGGCCACUCUGGAUGAUGCUGUCCGGGAAGUCUUGUGCUCAGUCGUUGGUCACAUUGAGAGGCUGACAAAGGAGGGACUCAGUGAUGAGGAUGAGAAGGUGAGGUUGGUGGUAGAUGAUGAAGGGGUGGUGGAGAAGGAUGUUGAGUCAGAGGAGAAUGUAGUUGGGGAAGAAGAACAGCAGGAGCAGGAGGUUAAAGAGGUGGUGCAGAAAGGGAGGAAGAGAGCCAUUCACCAUGCUUCAUCAAGUAAGUCCAAGAAGCCUAGGACUGAGCCUGAGGUUCGUAGAUCAGGUAGGGCAAGGCAACCCUCUAAGAGAAACCAGAAGGUAUGA
Molecule: messenger RNA, 1536 nt
Organism: Suillus discolor
Lineage: Eukaryota; Fungi; Basidiomycota; Agaricomycetes; Boletales; Suillaceae
Exons: 6
Coding region: 1-1536 (511 amino acids)
Source: RefSeq, a predicted model, not a curated record